AGCGGAGUGAGUGCGCAGUGAUUUCCUAACUCGCACUGCUCUCGCUUCCAAUGUCUCGGGAAACGUUUAUCACGCUUGAAACUUUGAGCGGAAACUUUCUUUCUUAGAAAAUAAAUCACUUUCGGCUUUUUGGAAGGAUUUUCGCAGAGUGACCGUUGGGGUAGAUAUGCGCGUGACCGCUUUACUCAGCGCGUCCUCGCGAAGCAGAAACAAAAAACCGUUGGCUGAGUUUUUGCCUGUUUGUUUGUUUUUCUGCUUUUGACUCGGAUAACUAGCUAACUGACAACAACCUGAGGAGAGUCUUGUCCUUUCUACACUCCUUUUUGGAGUUUUCGGUGACUUCCAACAGUUUGUGAGCGGCGUCGGCGCUAGAGUGAAUUUUCUUCCCAGGACUCUUUAUUUUUGUGUGUUUUUAAUCUUUGGCAGUCAUGGAUCCGAGCCAGCACAACCCUCCUGCCGGCCACCAGAUCGUCCACGUCCGGGGGGAUUCAGAGACGGAUCUGGAGGCGCUUUUCAACGCCGUGAUGAACCCCAAAAACGCAGCCGUGCCUUCCUCCGUGCCUAUGAGGUUGAGAAAACUGCCAGACUCCUUCUUCAAACCUCCAGAGCCAAAGUCCCACUCCAGACAAGCUAGCACAGACGCAGGCACGGCCGGCACUCUCACUCCACAGCAUGUCCGAGCACACUCCUCACCAGCCUCCCUGCAGCUGGGCGCUGUUUCGCCAGGCGGGCUGACCGCCAUGACCCCCACGGGCACCUCCCCUCAGCACCUCCGCCAGCCCUCGUACGAGAUACCUGAUGACGUACCCCUGCCUCCAGGCUGGGAGAUGGCCAAGACCGCUUCGGGCCAGAGAUACUUUCUAAACCACAUUGAGCAGACGACCACCUGGCAGGACCCUAGAAAGGCCAUGCUGCAGAUGAACUCCGCAGCCCCAGGCAGCCCUGUGCCUGUUCAGCAACAAAACCUUUUAAACCCAGCCACAGGUCCUCUUCCUGAUGGUUGGGAACAGGCCAUCACUUCAGAGGGAGAGAUCUAUUACAUCAACCACAAGAACAAAACAACGUCCUGGCUGGACCCGAGACUGGACCCACGCUUUGAAACAGAUGAAGCACGUAGCAAGGACACAAAAACACUACAGACCACCUUUCCCCACCCACCACCCAAAUCGAGAGCAAGAACAUCUGCAGGGAUGUUAUUCCACACCUCUAAAGGUCUAAGAACUCUGAACCAGCAGCGCAUUUCCCAGAGUGCUCCAGUGAAACAAGCAGCCCAGCUGCCCUCUAGCCCCCAGAACACAGGGGUGAUGGGGGGCAACAGUCAGAUGAGACUGCUGCAGAUGGAGAAGGAGAGACAGAGACUCAAACACCAGGAGCUGCUCAGGAGACCCCAGGAGCUGGCCUUGAGGAACCAGCUGCCCACAAGCAUGGAGCAGGAUGGAGGCUCUCAGAACCCAGUGUCAUCUCCAGGCAUGGGGCAGGACGCCCGCAGCAUGACCACCAACAGCUCUGACCCCUUCCUCAACAGUGGGACGUAUCACUCCAGAGAUGAGAGCACAGACAGUGGCCUGAGUAUGAGCAGUUACAGUGUCCCCCGCACUCCAGACGACUUCCUCAACAGCGUGGAUGAGAUGGAGACAAGCGACUCCCUCGGUCCCCCUUCCAUGGCGACACAACCACGAGGUUUCCCAGACUACCUGGAUGCCAUCCCUGGCACCGAUGUGGACCUGGGCACCCUGGAGGGCGAGAGCAUGGCUGUGGAGGGCGAGGAGCUGAUGCCCAGUCUGCAGGAAGCCCUCAGCUCCGACAUCCUGAACGACAUGGAGUCAGUGCUGGCAGCUACCAAGAUUGACAAGGAGAGUUUUCUGACCUGGCUAUAGAGCGCCAGCAACCAGCGUCACUCCACCGCCUUCUUCACGCCGAACUGACUGCUGCCUAGUCCAACCUGUGAAGGAUGAUGUGUAGAAGCUUCGAGGUUUUUUGUUGUUUUGUUUUUAAAAAAAGACAUUUUACUCUACUGGACUUUUAAUUGCUUUUUUUUCCUUCCACAUUCACCAUACUUGGCCGAAUUGGUUUUAAAAGCAAAGAUGUUUUUCUUUUUCUUUCUUUCUUUCUUUCUUUCUUUCUUUCUUUCUUUCUUUCUUUCUUUUAUCAUGUCUGCAUCCUCAAGGCUGGCCCAUGAACAGACACUUAUUCAGAAGUACCCAUAUAUAGAUCUCAUAGCUGUGCUGUAUGCCUUUCAUUUGUUUGUAUGCGUGUCGACACGUGUAGUUCCUGCUUGGAAGGCAACACAGAGCGAGCUGAACCUUCGUCGGCUCCUCCGCGACUGCACGUUCUCAUCCACAGCUCGAGCUACAGCAUCUUCUCUCCUGCGGCUUCCUCCCUCCUUCAUUUACCACCAAACCAAAAAUGAGCAGGAGGGCUGGUCGCGGUCUCUGUGGGUGCGUGAUUACGAGACGAAGCCGUGGCUGUGGCAAGGCAAUCACCCUGCUUGGCUGUGCCAGCGUAUCUAACUAUGAAAAAACCAUGUCUAAUCAAGUGCCUUCAGUUUUAUCUCUUAGUGGAGCAAAUGAAAACACUACGUUGGUGUCUUCUUCAUAAGGCAGUACACUUUAUAUAUUAGAACAACAAUCGACCGCACUCUUCUCUAUUUACGUUUCAUUAAUCGAAAAAGAUUUAGAGGUUAUAAAUGUCGGGAUUUAGGAUUUUUCUUUCUUUUCUUUUUUUCUUUUUAUUUUAUAAACCCUAGCCUCUUUGUAUGACAGUCUUAUUUAAGCCUGACUUAAUUUUUUCCACUCCUUUUCUUUUUAUUUGGCUUGGUUAUGGCAUUGCCUGAUAGAUCAAACUCACUAUAAUAACUGAUUUCUGUUGGCUCUAAUUAUGGAUGCCUUCCAGCACAUUUCUAAUGUCUAUUAUAAUAUAUAAUGGCAGAUGGAGCUGAUCAUUGCUAUAUUACACAGGAAUCAGUGGAGGUGAUCUCCCUAGAUCAUAUACCAAUAUCUAGAUUUUUGUUAUAUCAUUAUUGAUAUCUUUUUUUUUUUUUUUGCAUAUGUAGUGACAGUAUCUUUAACUCUCAGCCAAAAGCAAAGAUCAACUACUGUGUGACAAAAGUGUGAACUGCCUCUGAUACAGGCUGAGGAAGAGUUUGGGCACGAAGCGAUGGUUCUGCUAUGUUUUAGCUGGAUAAAUAAGCACGUCAUGAGGGUUAGUGGUGUAGAGUAGCGGAUAGCUGGUACCUGAUUGUGGUCAAAUGGAUUACGAAAGAUAGAUGCUGUAAUGGAAACAAUCAGUUAUGAUUUCUGUCAGGAUUUUUUUUUUCUUUUUGACAAGGCUUCCAAAGAGUGUUUUGUAAUUCUUUUUCUCUUAAAAAAAACAAAACAAAAAAAAACAAACAAAAAAAAAGGCAACAAAAAUAAUUUAUCGUAUCUUUUUAGUGUACACAUA
Messenger RNA from Pygocentrus nattereri (red-bellied piranha), 3441 nucleotides. It is a transcript of the gene yap1, whose product is annotated as Yes1 associated transcriptional regulator. Gene Ontology annotation, molecular function: transcription corepressor activity; transcription coactivator activity; protein binding. The coding region runs from base 429 to 1877 and encodes 482 amino acids. The record is from RefSeq and is a predicted model, not a curated record. The transcript has 9 exons. Gene Ontology annotation, biological process: hippo signaling; positive regulation of transcription by RNA polymerase II. Lineage: Eukaryota; Metazoa; Chordata; Actinopteri; Characiformes; Serrasalmidae. Gene Ontology annotation, cellular component: nucleus; cytoplasm.